Molecule: messenger RNA, 3795 nt
Organism: Podospora pseudopauciseta
Lineage: Eukaryota; Fungi; Ascomycota; Sordariomycetes; Sordariales; Podosporaceae
Gene: GUT1
Product: Glycerol kinase
Exons: 3
Coding region: 1602-3374 (590 amino acids)
Biological process (GO): phosphorylation; triglyceride metabolic process; glycerol metabolic process
Cellular component (GO): mitochondrion
Molecular function (GO): glycerol kinase activity
Source: RefSeq, a predicted model, not a curated record
CUUUUUUCUUGCUUGUGUGUAUUAUUUCACAACACAACGCUCGGAGAUAUCCGUCCAGGGUUGUGUUGGACCAUACAUAUGAUCAAUCCCUUGCGUCUGACAGGAAGGCUAUCCACUCCCGUAUGCUCUCUUACACCAUAGACACCUUCUUAACGUGGAAACCGGCUCUCUAGUUCGAUGACACAAACUCCACAAAAACGUCGACGAUCAUCUAGCCAGGAGCAUCAGGUGACCUUUUCCUGUCUCCUUGUAGAGUUCAGGAUCGAGAUUCAUAAAACACGCGUGGCACACUGCCACACUGCUCCAAGGUUGACAUCGAACAAGAGCAGUCAUAUCGCAGGGAGACUGGCGGCUACAAUAUCUCUUUCAUCAUAGUUGUUGAUCAAACCCGCAAACACGUGGAGUUGGCUUCGACGAAGGCAACCGGGCAUUCCGAGAGAAGCAAGAAUAGCAGACCGAGUGUGCGAGUCCAAACAAGGAGCCCCGAGUUAUCCCCUGGCCUCUCGGAUUUUUAUCUAUUAUUUCGCUCUACUUGCUCGGAUUUAACUUUCUGGUGGAAUGCAGUGGCAGGAAACGCCUGGCGACGGACAUGCUCCUGGUGAGCUGUAUGUAGGCUGGACACGGCUCCGAAAGUUGCAUUUCACUGAUGUGCGUCCAGGGCGGAGAUUGUGUCCGAUAUGCAGGCCGGAGGAAAGGAGAGAGCCACUUGGGCAGGUUCGAAACUCGGGCCUUUUCGUAUUGGCUCUGCAUCGUGCAUACCUUCAUCAGUGAAAAAGAUAUUUGUGACUUGCGGGGGAGCUAUCACCAACUUUCGCUGCCUCUCUCGCUUGCCAGGGCCGACCAGGAUCCCCGUGACAGAGGGGUCAACCCCGCAAAGAUGUUCCACCAAUGGUCUAGCCCUUUGCCGACCCCUGUGUGAGGUGCUCACAUGCUUUUGCAAAAUGCACAGAGCACACAGAACACACAUGGGAAAAAAGUGCGACGACAGUUCCAGGUUGUCCAACGAGGGGAAAAAAAGGGUGAGCCGAAACGAACAUUGCGCAUUGCAUUGCGACCGCCCCUGGAACGCCGUUACGGGGACUAAAACUACUACCUACCUGACCAGGUCUACACAACACACGCCCCUAAUGUGGCAGCAGCAAAUCUCGCGGUCGUGGUCGUGGUCAUGGACCGGCCGUCCCAGCUGUAUCAGCCAUACCAGCCGUAGCUGUAGUAGCAACAGCAACAAAGCCAAUCGAAGUAUUGUUCCCAUUGGGGCGCUGUCCGUCUACUACUCCCGCGCUCGGCUUAAACAGAGUUGUGAGAAUAGCUAGGGCCAGGCCUUAGAUGACGUACCCCUCCUGGUCUGUCAGCCUGCCCGCAUUCCGUCCCUCCAACCCCGCGCCGUCUCUCCUUUAUCAGUCCCGGCAGUACCACCCCCUACAGUGCCCCGUUCGGUACCGCAUUCAUAUCCUAUUCAUCCGCCAUAUCCUGUUAUCGCCCCCCCUCGACUCAAUCCUCUGCAGCAGAAGCGCCUUCGACCUUUUCACUCUACUGCCUGGUCGCCCCGGAAGAACAACAACACAUCAUCAUCAUCAACAACAACAACAACAGCACACAGCAUGGGUGACCUUGGCGACUUCAACCCCAUUCGCUUCGAAGAAGGCGGCAUGGUGAUAGACAUACCCACGCUGAACCUCGACUCCCUGAAGAAGCCCGAAGCAACCAUCACCCCUCUGUACCCCGACCACAUUCCCACCCUCGAGACGCCCAACUUACAUCCGCACCAUGAUAAACACCUGCCGCGGGGCAUUGAGGAGACACCUGAGGAACAGCGGCGCCACUGGUUUGUGGGCAGUAUCGACCAGGGAACAACGUCAUCUCGGUUCCUAAUAUUCAACGGAGAAGGCGACCCAGUUGCCAGUCACCAACUCGAGUUCGAGAACCUGUAUCCUAAAUCCGGAUGGCACGAGCACGAACCGUUGGAGCUUCUCGCCUCCGUGGAGGAAUGCAUCGAUGAGGCGAUGCGCAAGUUUGUCGAUCAGGGGUACCGAAAAUCAGACAUUCGGUCCAUUGGCAUCACCAAUCAAAGAGAAACGACAGUAGUAUGGGACAACAACACCGGCGAGCCCCUUUACAACGCCAUUGUCUGGCCCGAUACCAGAACCAAAGAUUUGGUGAGGGACCUCAAGUCCCGUGACCAGGCCGACACAUUGACAGACCUUUGUGGUCUGCCGCUAUCAACAUACCCCAGCAGUGUCAAGCUCAUGUGGCUCAUCGAAAAUGUCGAGGCCGUAAAACAAGCCUAUGAGGAGGGUCGCCUCGCCUUUGGAACAGUCGACUCAUGGCUGAUAUAUAAGCUCAACGGCGGGGCGAAGGCGGCAAAGCCCAUCCAUGUCACCGAUAGCACAAAUGCUAGCAGAACCAUGUUUAUGAACCUGCACACUCUCCAGUACGACGACAAUCUGCUCAAGUUCUUUGGUAUCGACAGAAGCAAGAUCCACCUUCCCAAGAUCGUUCCAUCAUCAGAUCCAUGUUGCUUUGGAAAAAUUGCCAAGGGCGCAUUGUCGGGAGUGCAGAUUGCUGGGUGCCUGGGAGACCAGUCUAGUGCGUUGGUCGGCCAGUGUGGUUUCAGUCCGGGUCAAGCCAAAAACACCUACGGCACCGGUUGCUUCUUACUCUACAACGUUGGUACCAAGCCGGUCAUUUCAAAAUAUGGUCUUUUGGCAACAGUCGCCUACGACUUUGGCGGUGGCCGCAAGCCCGUCUACGCCUUGGAGGGAAGCAUAGCCGUCGCCGGAUCCGGUGUCAAGUUCCUCAUGAACAACUUGGGAUUUGUUGACAAGUCAAGCGCCAUCACUGAGCUGGCCGAAUCAGUCGAGGAUAACGGCGGUGUUGUUUUUGUCACCGCUUUCAGUGGUCUGUUUGCCCCCUAUUGGAUUGAUGAUGCCAAGGGCACAAUUUUUGGCAUCACGCAACACACACAAAAAGGUCACAUUGCUCGGGCCACACUGGAAGCCACGUGUUUCCAGACGAAGGCCAUCUUGGACGCCAUGGAAAAGGACUCCAAUGCCAAACUCGAGUCUCUUGCGGUUGAUGGUGGCCUGUCAAACUCUGACCUCUGCAUGCAAACGCAGGCCGAUAUCACGGGCAUCCCGGUUGAUCGUCCAGGCAUGAGAGAGACGACAGCCUUGGGUGCAGCCAUUGCUGCUGGGCUGGCAACAGGUGUCUGGAAGGAGUUGAAUGACCUGAAGGAUGUGAAUCAGGCCGGUAGGAAGGUGUUCAAGCCGAAUAUGGAGAGGAAACAAGCAGAGAAGCUGUUCAAGAAGUGGGAGCAAGCUGUUGAGAUGAGCAGAGGGUGGGUUAAUGAGGUUGCCGAUGGUGAGGAGGAGUGAGUGGAAGGAUAUGAUGUUUCAAAAGGUGUUAUUGCAGGAGUUGGGGUUCGGAGGUCUCGUUGUUUCUUUCAAUUUGGGCGGCAUUCUGGGUUGGUGAAUCUAAGCGGCACGGCAUCAUGGUUUGUUUGGGUUUGGGUCGAUGUUUUCGACUCGAAAUGGAAUGGAAAGGGAGAGAAAGGGAUAUACUGAUCACGAUUGUGUGGAUACCCUUUGGCUUGGUGUGUAUUUUUAUGCGGUGGGGAGGUGGCUUGUACGUACAUAACCUUGCGGGAGUGGUGGGUUUGAAGGGAACUGGGUGUUUGGGAGAUAGUUCCAACGAAGAGUACUGCUUCGAUAAAUCAACUUUGGGGUUCGAUGCCUGAUGCUUAUCAGUGAGAGGGGUUGUCUCCUCCCAGCCGUCAAAACCUUAAGCCUUCCAAGG